This is a messenger RNA of Acipenser ruthenus (sterlet), 6627 nucleotides long. RefSeq names its product protein NPAT-like. The coding region runs from base 652 to 5190 and encodes 1512 amino acids. The transcript has 18 exons. Lineage: Eukaryota; Metazoa; Chordata; Actinopteri; Acipenseriformes; Acipenseridae. Gene Ontology annotation, molecular function: transcription coregulator activity; protein binding. The record is from RefSeq and is a predicted model, not a curated record. Gene Ontology annotation, cellular component: nucleus.
AUUGUGGUGGCGGCGUGCGCUUUGGCAAAGAUGUUGAAGUUCUUUCAAUUAUCCAAACUUAGAUCUGCAGUAUUUGAACAACCUACACCCUGGAUAAACCACAGAUGGAUUUUAUUGGUGCAUUCCAGCGCAGUGAUUCAUUCACCGGCGCUGCAACCCAGCUGCGUGGAAUACAUCUCCCAUGUAUUUCUUUAAGAUAUCACUGUUCUUGCUUCUCAGGAAUCAGGACUCUUGUUGCCAGUGUAUUUAAUCAGUGCCGCUGCACCAACUUGAAUUCAAAUGCUGCCCCCACCCACUGAAAUACUAAGUAUUGGAAUGGCAGAAAAAAAGGCUUUUACCUUUCAAUUUUUGCAAUAAAGUAACAGUUUUUGAUUGGGUUGAACUGGCAUGAGAAACACAUGCACUGGCUCCAUGUACGUCACAACACGAGCUCGGUUAAGCGCGUGGCCAGAGAGAAAAACUACACUUCCCAUGAUUCCAUUUGUACUUUUGUAACAGAGAAUUGUUCCGGGUGAACUGUGGUGAAUUUCCGCGCCAUUUUUUCCAGAUUCUCGGUGGGCUGGGAACAAGAGAAAGUAGUAAACAAACUGGGGGUGCAGUCAAUAUUUAUGUAAUUGUUCGGUGCCCCACAAACAACACAUUUACGGAACUAUGUUGCUACCAUCUGACGUUGCGAGACUUGUUUUGGGAUAUUUGCAGCAGGAGAGGCUUUUUGCCAGCUGCCAGGCAUUCAUUUUGGAAAGUCCAGAUCUAAAGGAAUAUGCAGAGCACAGCACGGAGGAUGGCACAAUACCUGCCUGUAUGUUUUCCUUGUUUGGGAAAAGCCUGACCAUGAUACUGAACGAAUAUGUGGCAAUAAAGGCAAAAGAAUCAAGUCAAGAAAUUCAGGUACCGGCUAUGAUGACUUCCUUGUGGAAGAAACUGGACUUUACUCUUAAUCAGAUAAGGUCAAUGCAGACCUCAUCAGGGUAUACGAUCAGUCAAAGAAGUCGCACGCGGAAUGGUAUAACUGAGAUGAGGCGACAGAGAGCCCAGCACUCCACACAGCCCCAACAAAUCUCUGGACUCCUGGCCAUUUCUCCGCAGCCAGGACUGCAGACACCCACACCGCUGGUAGCCACGGAAGCAGUGCUGGGGCACUCGACACCGGUUUCUCUCAGCGCACAGCAGACUCGACCAAACCUCCUUUGUAUGACCCAGCCUCCGAGGCAGGAACAAAACAGACCAGUCAUCAACAUCAGCAGGGACUCCUCCAUACAGGUUGUGGUCACUGAUCGAAGAGUCAACCCAGCCCCUUUAUCUCCAGGGAGGCGGAAAUGUGAUUCGCCAAGGAGAAGAGGUGUAGUGUCAGAGAAGAGACCUGCUGCUCCUGCUCCUUCAGCAGCAUUGAGGAUCACACAGACCCCCAGUAACACCCCCCCAGAGGAGGAGAGUGACCCACACCAGGAGCCCCUAACAGAAAACUUCCCACAAUUAGCUAUUGAAAAUGCACGAGAGAAGAUAUUAAGUGACAUAUGUUUACAAGAAAAGCUGGCAGAGAACAUAAACAAGUAUUUUGGGAGCGACACCAAUAUUCCACCGUCCUCCAAGCAACCUACAAGCAGUACUCUGGUGCAAGAUCAGUCUAUUGAUGAAAUUCUCGGACUCCAGGGAGAGAUCCACAUGACUGAUGUAGCAAUCCAGGACAUUCUAGAAAAGACAGAAUCAGACCCGGCAUUCCAGGCCUUGUUUGACCUGUUUGAUUAUGGUAAAAACCGGAACAGUGAAGCUGAGCCUGAAGAUCAAGCCAAUCCAAAUCCCCCCAGCCUCCCCUCCAACCUCGAUGAGGACAAUGCAGAGACCCGUGAAAGCUCUUGUGAGACUGGAGAAGGUACCAGUUGUGAAGAUUCCACAACAUCUGGGGCAGAAUCUGCUGCUAGAACUUCCAAAACAAGAAACAGGCUGGAGCCCAGGUCAAAGAAGAACAGUAGAAAAAACGCACAUCCCCUUUCAACUCUCUCUCGGGAAUCCAAGGCCCCCAGCACAUCAGGAGCUGCAAGCGAGUCUUUUCUGGCUGCCAGACCCUCAUCCUCCAGACUGGGUGCAGCUUAUAAUAGAAACACUGACAGCAGCUUGUCUGUUUCAGACCAGGUUGCAAAGGAAUACUUGCCACCUGUGCUUGCUGCUUCUUGUGACAACAGUAACAAUAGCAGCAUUCAGUCUACUGCAGACAAAGAAGUGUCAAGCUCGUUGAUUGCAGCGGACGAAGUAGAAAUGGAGAUCGACCCUCAGUGGAUAGCUGUGGAGGGGACCCAAGAUGCUACAAACCAGCCAUCGACAUCUGUAACUGAGAGCACUGGAAAAAGAUCUGCUCUGCUUCCGACAUGGCAUGAGACACAGUCUGGGGGGGGUUUGCAUGACCCAUCUACAGAGCAAAGAGAGGAGCCUGUAGAUAGCACUCAAAAAUCAUUGGAGAACAGUCCAGGACCUGCUGCGGAAAGCACAACAGGGUCUCAAACAGCUGGAAAUACAGAGCAGUUAUCUAAAGCAGAUUCUGAGAGAGCUGGAGAUGAGCAACGGCCCACAGGUGGGGAUAGACACUCAUCUCCUGACAUCAGUCUAUCAACAAAGGAGCCAGCAGAGGAGGAGAGAGACUCGCCAUCCACAGAUUACAACUCCACGAUGGAAGGCAAGGACACCGCAAGCAGAUCGCAGUGCAAUGAUGGGGAGAGGGCCACCGUUUCCUCCUCGGAGAGCGUUGCGUCGGUGGCUGCCACUACUCCUGCCAGAGCAGAGUGGACUCCGAAUCUGAGCACUUCUGUCAUCCCUGGAGUGGAGCCCAGCAACAUCGUCUCUCUGAAGAUCAUCAUCAGCGACGAGCAGGAGGAUCAGCCCAGCGAUGGUGAGCUGAGCCACGCUGUAUCCAGCAUCACCGGCGAGAGGAUACCCACCAUCAUUCUCUCCUCUCCUGCUAAAUCGCCAGCAAAAAGAGCCGCUCCGGCCAUCAGCUCAGAUGAAACGGUGUUGGCUGUCAGCAGUUUGCAGAGGGCUGAAAGUAACCCAGCUGUGCAGCAUAACCUGCUGGUGGCAAAAUGUGGAGAGCCAGCCAGUGGUGCCCCACACUCGAUCGCGGAGCAGAACGUACAGCUGCUGGCGAGCGGCCCUGCUGAUGUGGCGCAGGAGACGGGGUUCAUCCAGCUGUUGCCUGCCUCCACCUCUUACGGGACCACUAGCAACUAUUUUAUCCUGACCGAUCAAGCAGCCGUGAGCAAGACCAUGACGCAAUCGAAUGUGAUGGGGAUUCCCGGCAAUCCCACUGUGGGACAGGUGACCACAAGGCCACAGGUCUUAGCAACUCCUCCGAGGGCAAGGCCUGUGUUCACCAUGGGGCGGACCCUGUCUCAGAACUACUCGCCAGGGUCUACAAUUCUCAUUUCCUCUCCGGUGCAGCCCAUGCUGCAGAGUAUGAUGAUCCCUGUUUCAGUUGUGGGACAGAACUCCACAACCACAUUCACGGUGGCACCUAAUCGGGUACUGCAAUUGCCAGUUGGACCUGCCAUGCAAACUGCAACAAAAGUACCUCUUCAAGCAAAAUCUAAACCACAGUUGGCCCCCAAGGGCAGUAUAGACUUCGGGAAACCUGUAGCAGCUAGGAACUACUCUGGAUCCGAUUCAUCUACAAAUAUGGCUGUUGCGCAGAAACAAAGACCCAGACAAGUACAGAUGCCAAGACCACAGAUAAUUCCCUCUGUUGCUGCUCCUGUCGUAGUUUCUCAGGUUUCAAGUUCAAGCCCUCAGUCUAAUCGGAGCCACAGGAGGGUGCUGUGCUUUGAUAGCGAUUCGAUAGUCGAACACGACAGCAUGCCAGUAAUAAGCAGCAGCAGCAGCAGCCAGUCCAGGGACUCCCGGACUGCAUCACAGACACAGGCAACCCAAGCGGCUUCUUCUCGCUCAACUGUGACUUCGUCUGUUGUGGAAUCCAGAAAAGAUCCUUCAGCACUGAGCAAUACGACUGGCAAACUGGACCAAGCUGAACCCCAGGCAUCCAGUGAAAACUCAGCGCCAAAGGGCAAGGCAGAAAAAUCAGAACAUGCUGACGAAACAAAAGCACCGCUUCCUCAUCAGCAUUUGAAUCAAAAUAUCAAAUCCCCGGCAUCUGAUAAAGCAUCCAGAAGAGAUUCAGAUCCAAAGAGCAAACGAGAAUCAUCCGGUAACAAGGAUGAAAGCAAACAUCGUGAAAACAAGGAUGCUGAUGAGAGGAAGAAGUCUCAAACAUCAGAUAAGACGGAAGAAACUUCAGUUCCAGGAUCUAAAGGAGGUUCGAACCAAAGAAGCAGGUCUUCGACUUCUGAUCAUAGGGAUAAAACAAAAGCUUCUGGAGCCAGCAAGGAUGCGGAUCAAAGUGGGAUUAGGUCUGAAGCAUUGGAAAGCAGAGCUGCAAAGGGGAAAGAGGUGCGGGCAGAGAGAAGGAGCUCCUUGCAGGAGCUUCUCAACAUCACAGCCAAUAAAGAGAAUGAGCUGGAGAAAGACCUUGGAAGACCAAGGGGCCAGGAGAGUAGCAGCAGCGAGCAGCCUCUGAUCUCAUCUUCUUCUGUUGUACAGUCCACCCAGGACCCUACCCCGAAGGGAAAAGGGUUGAGCAUGACAAGCCCCCUUACCAAGCAGGCUGCCGAGAUGCUUCAGGACAUCCAAGGGCAGGCCCCAGCCUCCCCUCCCACAAAGAAGUUGUCAAUAGGCUGGUCAGAGCUGCCUCUGCCCAGGACUCCUGGCUCGAGCAGGCAUACCGAAGACCCCUCGGACUGUAUGAGGACACCCGUGCGCCGGCGGCACUGCAGGGAAGGGGAGUCUACCCCGAGACACCUGCCGCCUCCGGCCACUCCGGACCUGCCCACCUGCAGCCCCGCCAGCGAGGCAGGCAGUGAGAACAGCAUCAACAUGGCCGCGCACACACUCAUGAUCCUGUCACGGGCUGCGAUCGCCAGUACCGGCACCCCUCUGAAGGACAGCGCGCAGCAGCCCGGCUCCAAAAGCGCAGGCAAGAAGCGCAAGCAGGCUGAGGAGCAGACCAGCCCAGCAACCAAGAAGGACCCGCAGAGGUCCCUCUCUCCAUCCAGGAGGAAGAAAGCCAAAAAACAGAAGAAGUUGCUGGAUUCCUUCCCAGAUGGAAUGGACGUGGACAAGUUUUUGUCUUCUCUGAAUUAUGACGAAUGAAUUCAGACAGUACAAUGCAAGGCAAACGAGGUGCAGAACUUGCCAAACUGUAAACCACACGCUACUUUGAACAGGAUUCCCGACUGCAUCCAGAGGACACCGCGAUGGGACUUCUGAAACCCGAUAACCCUGUGCUGCACAGUUGCACACAUAGAUGAGUCUGAAUUUGCAGGUUUGAUCGGACCUGUACCGGUUUUUGUUUCUUGAUAGAAAGAUGAUCAGACUGAUAUAGCGAAAUAUCAUUUGGCAAAAUGAAAGGCAUUAUCCCAGACAGAGUGGGAAUAGAUCCUAACAGGUUCACUUCUGUUUAUUUUCCUGUUACUGAUUCAGCGUAAAGAUGUGUAAAGGAUGACUAAUCAAAUUUUUAUUUUUUUUUUUAAAUCCAGAAAGCUGAAAAAAAGCAUGUUUUACAAGCACUGUACCCCACUAAAUUGCCUUACAUAAAUGAUAGGAACACACCUCUAUACAGUAGAAUGAUUUACUUCAGCAGUAAGUAUUACACAUGUAGUAUAUAUGAAUUGCAUUUGAACACGGCCAUCCUCCCCAGCACAAACACACGCGGAACCUUAUUACAUCUAUACCCAAUACGGCUACAAAGAUGGAAAUAAGACUCCUAUUGCAUAGCAGUUUCUCCCCUAUUCCUAGUUUUAAAAUGAGGCUGAUUAGCCAGUGUAUAGGUAACAAGCUCAGGAAUGUCUUAUUAAACUCACAGUAAAACCAGGAAUGGAUCUAACAGCUAUGCAAUGGGAGUAUUAUUUUAAGCAGUGCUGCUAUAACUCUGUAAAGACUUCCAAAAAGAGAUUGCACAGCUCCUACAAUGUUGGGUUUAACAUCCUGAUACAAUGACAUUGCUAAUUAAAACAUCAAAGCUAAAUCAGACAGCUUCUGAUGUCCUUCCCCCUGAACAGUGCUACUGGUUUCCAACAUGUUUUGAUGUUCAGAGUGAAUACUGGUCUAUUUAUUUUUUUUUCAUCCAUUUUCAGUAACUUUCCACAUGCUCUGAUAACAGAAUAUCAUGCCCAGAGCUCAUGGAAGCUAAUGUUUUAUCUUACCGUAUACUGCCAUCCAAAAUGCAGGUGUUUUCGUUUAGUUUAUUCUAACCCCAUGCUUUUUUACACUAAUGUUUUAGCACUCACAGAAACACAGUUUCAGUAAUGUGGCCUGCACAAGAAGCUUCAUGUACUGAUCAAUCUUAUUUAUUUUUUUUUGCCUGUUUUCUAAAUGAUUUUAGUUAUUUUACUGCAGGGAAGAAAAACAGAUACAACUGCAUUAACGUGUACUUUUGUUGUACAUUCAAUUGUAGGUGCAGUCAAAUGACAUUCAUUUGUAAUUUUGUAAGAAAAUGCUACUUCUUGAGAAUGGCAUGAUUUACAGGUUUGGUUGCAAACAACAAAAUUAACAAAAAUAAACAUACACCUAUUGUCCGCAGGACGUGAA